Molecule: messenger RNA, 240 nt
Organism: Linum trigynum
Lineage: Eukaryota; Viridiplantae; Streptophyta; Magnoliopsida; Malpighiales; Linaceae
Source: the annotation of a GenBank genome assembly
AUGCCUUUUGACUUAGAUACAGCUUUUAAGGGACUGGCUGAGUAUGAUGGUAGUGAUGACAAUUGUGAUGACUUCCCGGAUGUAAAUGAGACUUUCUUCGAGGGCAACCAUCAGAAUGCAAGUGGUUCUAGUGGACCUAGAUUAGGGCCCGAGGUUCAUUUUGUGUCUUCUUCGUCCUCUCAGUUUGUUCGUACUAGACGUGGGGCUCGUGGUAGUUUUGAGUCAUCGCGGCUUCCAUAG